AGGCGGCGCUGUCCUGCACAGGUCGUGACAACAAAGCCUGCAUCAGGAAAAGACAGUUGACGUUGUUACGCCUUGCUUGAUGAUUGGCGAGGUAAGAUGGCGGCGCCAGAGGAGCCAGAGUUAUCCCAGGCGCAGACCGAAAAACUCCUCCAAUUUCAGGACCUAACUGGUUUGGAGUCAAUGGACCAAUGUCGUCGAACAUUAGAGCAACAUAAUUGGAACAUAGAGGCUGCAGUACAAGACAGACUUAAUGAGCAGGAAGGAGUGCCCAGUGUAUUUAACCCUCCACCAUCCAGACCAUUACAGGUCAAUACAGCAGACCAUAGAGUAUAUAGUUACAUCGUUUCAAGGCCACAACCCAGGGGAUUACUAGGAUGGAGUUACUACUUGAUAAUGCUACCUUUCAGAUUUACAUAUUACACACUUCUGGACAUAUUCAGGUUUGCCCUGCGGUUCAUCAGGCCAGAUCCUCGUGGUCGCGUGACAGACCCUGUAGGAGACGUUGUAUCUUUUAUUCAUAGUUUUGAAGAGAGCUAUGGCCGAUCACACCCUGUAUUUUACCAGGGCACAUACAGCCAGGCACUGAAUGAUGCCAAGAGGGAGCUUCGCUACCUAUUAGUGUACCUUCACGGAGAGGAUCAUCAAGACACUGAUGAGUUUUGCCGUUCCACCUUAUGUACAGAGGAGGUCAUAACCUUCCUGAACACACGAAUGCUCUUCUGGGCAUGCUCAACCAGCAAGCCUGAGGGUUACAGAGUGUCCCAAGCACUGCGAGAGAACACCUAUCCAUUCCUGGCCAUGAUAAUGUUGAAGGACCGCAAGAUGACUGUGGUGGGAAGACUUGAAGGUCUUAUCCAGCCAGAGGACCUAAUCAAUCAACUCACCUUCAUCAUGGAAGCCAACCAAACAUAUCUGAUGUCAGAACGUCUUGAACGUGAGGAGAGGAACCAGACCCAAGUGCUACGGCAGCAGCAGGAUGAGGCUUACCUGGCCUCCCUCCGUGCAGACCAGGAGAAGGAACGCAAGAAAAGGGAGGAGCAGGAACAGCGGCGGCAGGAGGAGGAGAAGGUUCGACAGACUGCACUUGCGGAGGAGCGGAGACGAAGGACACUUGAAGAAGAAAAGGAAAGGAAGUCAGAAUGUCUUCCUCCAGAGCCACCUGCAGAUGAUGCAGAAAGUGUCAAAAUAGUGUUUAAGCUGCCCAAUGAUACACGAGUAGAGAGAAGAUUCCUCUUUGGGCAGUCUCUGACAGUAAUAUACGACUUCCUUUUCUCCUUGAAAGAAACCCCGGAGAAGUUUCAGAUAGUAACAAACUUCCCUCGCCGAGUCCUGCCCUGCCUUCCGACUGAACAGCAGCCUAAUCCUCCCACACUCAAAGAGGCAGGGCUCAGCCGCUCCGAGGUCCUUUUUGUUCAGGAUCUUACGGACGAUUAAUAGAUGACAUACCUCCUCCACAUGGAAACGCAUUUUCUUCCAAUGCCUACUCACAGACCCCAAUUUUUCUUUUUUUUUGUCAAAUGGCCGUUAUGCACAAGGGAUCACUGAGAUAAAAUCCUAACCUGUAAAAGUUAAAACAACCCUGCAUCCAGUCCUUGUUUGGUUGUGUUUACAGGGUUCCCAAAAGCCUGGAAAGUCUUGAAUUUUAUCAAAUAAAUAUUUCUUGAAGUUCCUUCCUUGAACUCAUCUUUGCACCUAUGUGAACAAAGAAUUUUUUCCCCCACUGUCAGUACUAGCUACCAGUUAUCCUGCCUCACCAGCAGUUUUGUUGCAGAUUAAUCAUCUACUCGGAUGUACUGAAACAGUAGCAUAGCUCUGAUCAGAACCAGAAGCAUAUCCCAAAUGAUUCAUGACUGCAACUAAGGAAGGCAGGUUGUAUUAACCCCUACUAAUACAUAUGUGAUCUGGCAUUAAGUAGUGUGGAUUUAUGUGAUGGUGCGAAUGCUCUGACCUGUGUUUGUUCCAUUUGUCCUAAUUCAACACCCUUUUGCCUUAGGUUUACACAUGCUCUCCAGUGACUGACAAACACAGCUGGCCUCAGUGUGGUCUGGUACUGCUUGGAUUGUUAAUCCACACAGUGUGGAGAGCACAUGUAGUACUUCAGGAAGCAGGCUGGUGAAUUUGGACAUAAAGGAAAUAUGGGAACCCUGUUUUAAAUGAGCCAUGACCUGUAAAUAAGUUGGAUAUUUAAAACCACCCAAAUUUACUUUUGUUUUUUCAUUUGAUCUGUGUCAUGAAAUGACCAAAUGCAGGUUGGUUACUAUGUAAAGCAGACUGCCUCAAGCUCAUUAAGUUUAUGAAGAAAAAUAUUUAACACAAGCCACACCUUUUACAUGUGGCUUUAUCUAGUGUAAUAAGAGUCUGCCCAUAGUGUGCCUGUGGUUACUCAUAGAUGCCUGUUUUGCCUGUAACAUCUGAAUGGGCUCAUGUAAAGAUGUAAUUUUCCAACUAUAAAUUAAAAACGUUUUAAAAAUG
Betta splendens (Siamese fighting fish) is the source of this 2472-nucleotide messenger RNA. It is a transcript of the gene faf2, whose product is annotated as Fas associated factor family member 2. Gene Ontology annotation, cellular component: endoplasmic reticulum. Lineage: Eukaryota; Metazoa; Chordata; Actinopteri; Anabantiformes; Osphronemidae. The transcript is spliced from 11 exons. The record is from RefSeq and is a predicted model, not a curated record. Gene Ontology annotation, molecular function: ubiquitin binding. The coding region runs from base 97 to 1434 and encodes 445 amino acids.